Hermetia illucens (black soldier fly) is the source of this 2316-nucleotide messenger RNA. Its product is annotated as peptidoglycan recognition protein-like. The record is from RefSeq and is a predicted model, not a curated record. Gene Ontology annotation, biological process: peptidoglycan catabolic process. Gene Ontology annotation, molecular function: zinc ion binding; N-acetylmuramoyl-L-alanine amidase activity. NCBI's taxonomy places the organism in Eukaryota, Metazoa, Arthropoda, Insecta, Diptera, Stratiomyidae. The coding region runs from base 431 to 1501 and encodes 356 amino acids. The transcript has 4 exons.
ACCAUCUGAAUCUUAUAUUUCUCCACUGCAGACGCAUACUGCUCUUUACCUUUAUCAGCAAUGUUCAUUGCUAUCGUAAAUUUUCAAAUUUUAAAAAUAAAAGCUUGUCAAACGAAGAGAUAAAAUUAGAUACAAUAUUUACCAGAGUAUUGGGGAGGAAGUUUCCGAUAGUUGAGUGCGAGUUACGUGGAUUAUUGUGAAACCGCAUGAAAUUGUAGUUAAAAUUUAGUUCAUUGUUCGGUUUGAAGUAAAUUACAUUUUAUGAAAUAAUAUAAUAAGUGUAUCAUAUAAACAUUAACUACUUUGUGACGGAAAACCACAAUAAUAUAAUAAAAUAACCGUAAACAGGAAUGAAUAGAGAAAAUAUCUAAAAAAGAUCUUUAUAAUGAAAUAAACAUUAAAAAUUGAACAAUCAUCGUACAUUUCCAUAAUGGAUAUAACGAAAUUUGAAGCCGGUAUAAGUGGAACAGGAACUAGAUAUUCAAGUGCUGACAAAGACAAUGACCAAAAGCAGGAUACGAAUAUAGUAGCUUCCAACCUGCUGGUAGACCCCUUUCAAACUAUUCAACAUAACGAAGACGCAACAACAUCCUACGAAGGAAAACUUUCCCAUAAAAUGCAGUCAAAUAUUGUUUCAUCACAAACCCAGUUUGGUAGUAUCGCUCUUAAUAACUCUAAAAACGUUAUGUUUGGUGACAAAGCCAUCUACCAAGGACCUGUAACAAUAAAUCAAUACUUACUGAACAAACAAGCUGCGGAAAAUAAGGGUGAAAGUGGGAGUGCUAAAAGCAAAUCACAAAAGAUAUUCAAAUGCUUCAAAAAUGGAAGUAAGAAGAGACAGAGACUGAAAACAAAAUUUGUUGUAAUUGGAGUCGCUUUAAUGUCAGCCAUAUGCAUACUUGUAGUUAUAAUCAUCUGCACAGUGACGCCUCAACCGCAACAUACAAACAACCCAUCUACAUUUAUAUUUACAGCUAGUCUCCAUAAUGGAACAGAUUUCGACAUCAUACACAGAGACGAAUGGUUAGCGCAACCAGCCAAAUCAGCCGCCACUUUGAAAGUUCCUGUUUCUACUGUAAUAAUAGCCCAUACAGCCGGCGGGCAAUGUUUCAAUAAAAGCGAUUGCACUUAUAUAGUACAGAAUAUACAGAAUUAUCAUAUCAAUGAUCGCGGUUUCACCGAUAUUGCUUACAACUUCUUAGUAGCAGGAAAUGGCUUGAUUUAUGAAGGUCGUGGAUGGGAGAAACCAGGCGUCCAUACCCCGGGCUUUAAUAACAAAAGUAUUUGUAUCGCGUUUCUGGGAAAGUUUUCGAAUGUAGAGCCACCAGAAAUUCAAAUGAACGCCACUCAAUUUCUGAUAAUGGAUGGAGUGAAAAAUCAAAAAGUCACCGCAGAUUAUAAACUAUUUGGACAACGGCAGCUUAUUGCGACGGAAAGUCCUGGCCUAUCACUCUAUAAAUUGAUCCGAAAAUGGCCCCAUUGGUCAGAUGAUAUUGACUAGUAAUAAUGGCGAUUAAAUAUUUAGAUUUAAGUGCAACAAAGCACAAGAGCAAAAACCACGUGCCAGACGUGACGUGAGUAGAAGCAGCAUAUUUUACAACUCAAAGUUGGGAAAAGGAGAAUAUAGCGGACAAUAACAACACAGAAAAUCUUUUACUUGUAUAUUCGUCUGUAUUUUAUUUGUGUAUUACAUCUUUUUCCGGAAUAAUUUACAGAAUUCUACUAUAUUACAGUUCUUAUAUUCAAGUGCCCCAAUAAAUCAUACCAACUAGAAAAAUAUCCAUAAUUUGCUAAAACUUUCUAUAAAUCAAAAAAUACGUGAAUCAAUAUAUCGAUUAAAGGGAUUUUGAUGAAAAAAAUUCUAAUAGGGUGUCCAUGUCCCAUACAUUCACAUCUAUACAUAGCUAGGGCAAACCAAACCAAAAUUAAAAAGAAUAAAAAUUGCAAAAAAAUCAAUAGGUAAAGUUUUUCAGAAAAAAAUGAAACACUUGCAAUAACAAAAAAUAAAAUACCAACGAUUUCAGCUCACGUGAAGCUAUUUAGCCCCGUAUUUAAGGGAAGACACAAAAAUAAUAGAAAUAAAUUAUUGUGGCACUUUGUGCACAUGAUUCAUGUGAUGGAAGCAAAAUUAAAAUCGGAUUUUUGGAUCCCGUCUCGUGGCAUUAUGUGCACAAUCGGUAAAGUAGUAAUGAACUAGAACCAGGCCUUUGUAACAUUUUUAUGUAUAUAUAUAUUUUGCAUUUCAGAAGUCUAUUUUUAUUCGCUAUUAUUCAUUCACUUAUUAAAAUUAAAGAAUUUUGUUCUGAUACUGAUAUA